AGUUAGUUCACUGGCUUUAGGUAAGCAGGGCUGUUUGUUUAACUAUUAGCUUUUCUGGAUUGGAGUUUAGCAGUUAUUGCUUUAGCAAUGGCAGUUAUUGUUUGAGUUCAGUAGCAUGUAGUAUCGUAAAGCGUAACUAAAGGAACCGUGUGAGGCCAGGUAUCAGAUGACUAUAAAGAGGAAAGUUAUGCUGAGGAAAUCCAGGAAAAGGCGUCCCAAACGAGACAGUGAUCGUGGACAGCUUCCUCUGGUGCCGCUGGUACAAGGACAGAAUGAGAUCAUGCAGAAGGAGUCCAGUCCUCUCUACGCUGCUGACAUCAUCACUGAGCUCAAGAGACAGUUUGCCUUCCUGUCUGGGGGAAGGGGACAGGAUGGAAGCCCUAUCAUAAUCUUUCCAGAGUUCCCUUCGUUUUGUGAAAUUGGAGACCAAGACUUUCGUAAUGUUCUUACUUACCUGACAAGUAUUCCCAGCCUGAGUGCAGCAGGUGUGGGCUUCAUCGUAGUGAUUGACAGGCGUAGAGAUCGAUGGAUGUGUUUGAAGGGAACGUUACUGCGUAUCUCUGGCUGGUUUCCUGCUAAUCUUGGGCUUGUUCUGGUGCUGAGACCCAGUGCUAUCCUGCAGAGAACGAUGUCUGAUGUGUUCUUCAAACUCCACAGAGAUGACUUUAAAGUACCGGUUAUCAUGCUAAACUCGGUGGCUGAUCUGCACUCUUAUAUUGAGCGGAGUCAGCUGACACAAGAACUGGGUGGCACUCAAUACUACUGCCACAAGACCUGGAUCUCCCAUCGCACAGAUCUUGAAAGCUUUGCCGCAUUAGUGAAGAGGAUGGCUGAGAGACUGCAAGUGUUUGGCAGGGAGCUGGCAGAAACCGAGCUCCCUAACAACCUCCAAACAGCCAGCAAUCUGCUCACUGCACAAACCAGCAGAAAAGACGGUUUCAAAGAAGAGAUGGCAGGAGCUCUAAGCCAAGGACGGAAACUCUUGGAGCACAUCAGGGAACCGGUCCGCAGAGAUCCGGACAGCAGUCUAAACCCUGAUCAACUGGAGAACCUUGCUACAGUGCACAGGCUGUUAUCCCAGUUGAAUGAGAGCUCGACAGCGUUUGAUGAGUUCUGGAUUCAGCAUCAUAAUAAACUGGAUCUAUGUUUUAAACUCUGCCAGUUUGAGCACAACUUUCAACAGUUGCAAACAGAGCUGGAGCAAGCAACAGCCACUAUGAAUGCUUUCUCAGACGUCGGAAUAAGCCCUGCCCAAACAGAACACUUCCUUCAAGAACUGACCAACCAUGAGAAUAAGGCCUGUGAAGUGCUGGACAGAGUGAGGUCUGUGAUUGCAGAGGGUCAAAGUUUGAUUGACAGCUCUCCAAAUGUUGAUGACAGUGUUGCAGUAAAAUGCAGUGAGCUACAAAGAGUGAGAGAGAAUCUCACCCAAAGGCUCAAAGACAAGAGGACCAUGCUCACACAGGCUAUGGAGCUAUAUAAAAGAUUGGAAAUGAUGUGUAAAUGGUGUGAUGAUGGGAUUUACAUGCUAGCAUCACAGCCUCUUGACAAGUGCCAGUCACAGGAGGGGGCGGAGUCGGCACUGUCAGAGCUGGAGUGUUACCUGGAGACAGCCAGUGAGAAACAGCAGUGGGAUAUCAGCACAGUUUGGCUGGAAUAUGAGAACAUACUGAACAAUGAGCUCAGGGAGAAGGUGAAGCGUGCAUUUGAGAAGAAAACAUCAUUAAAGGAGAUGUUUGAGAGGAGGAGGGUUAGUCUGAAGAAACUAGCAGCCAAACAAACACGCCCCAUCCAACCUGUGGCCCCGCGACCAGAGUCACUCUCAUCUCCUGCUCACAGGGAGCAUGAGAACAUCUGUAUUAGUGAAGAUUCAGACAGCAGGGUGUCCUGUAAACAAGUAAACUCUGAUCAAGUUGACAGGAGCAGUCGCAAUCCUUCUGUAUCUGAGGAGGAGGAAACCCUGGCUGUGCUGCGCAGGCAUGUAAUGAAUGAGCUACUGGAAACAGAGAGAGCGUAUGUGGAAGAGCUUAUGUGCGUUUUGCAGGGAUAUGCUGCUGAGAUGGACAACCCCUCCAUGACUCCUCUCCUCCCCGCAGCCCUGCAGAACAAGAAGGAUGUGUUAUUUGGGAACAUGCAGGAAAUUUAUAAUUUCCACAAAAGAAUUUUCCUCAAAGAGCUGGAAAGUUACACUGGCUGUCCUGAGCUCGUGGGCCGCUGCUUUCUGGACUGGAUGGGGGAGCUGCAGAUUUAUGAGAAAUACUGCCACAACAAGCCUCGUUCUGAGAGCCUCUGGAGGCAGUGCUCAGACUGCGCCUUUUUCCAGGAAUGUCAGAAGAAACUAGAGCACAAACUAGGACUGGACUCAUACUUACUGAAGCCUGUGCAGAGGAUCACUAAAUACCAACUCCUGCUGAAGGAGAUGAUUAAGUACAGUAAAGGCUGUGAGGGCUCAGAGGAGCUGCCGGCUGCUCUUUCCUCCAUACUGGGUAUCCUGAAGGCUGUAAAUGACUCAAUGCACCUAAUCGCCAUCACAGGAUAUGAGGGUAACCUUGGAGUCCUGGGCCGCCUGCUGAUGCAAGGGUCAUUCAGUGUGUGGGCGGAGCAUAAGAGAGGUCACGUGAAGGUCAUGGAGCUUGCCAGGUUUAAGCCCAUGCAAAGACACCUGUUCCUGCACGAGAAAGCUCUGCUCUUCUGCAAGAGGCGAGAGGAGAGUGGAGAGGGAUACGAGAAAGCGCCCUCAUAUAGCUUCAAGCAGGAGCUCAGCAUGGCUGCGAUUGGAAUAACAGAGAAUGCUAAAGGGGACAGCAGGAAGUUUGAGAUCUGGUCCAGAUCAAGGGAUGAGGUCUACACAGUACAGGCCGUGUCUGAGGAGGCUAAGACCAUCUGGGUAACAGAAAUCCAGAAACUUCUAACAGGACAGCUGGAGGCCUGUAAAGAAGUAAGUCAACAGAGGGCACCUGAGCAGUUUUCCUCAGAUAUCAGCUCAACUAACAGACUGGUGAGAAAUGAAUCAAGUAACUUCAGGAGUGGAGGAGUGGAUAAACUGAGCACAGAAGAAGAAAGAUGCAAAGAACUUGAGAACAUUCUAGAGCCCAGAACCACUGGGAGAGCAAAAGGGUCUUCGUUCAGUUUUGAGACGAAACCAAAACGACAAGAUAUUCGGAGUGACCCUACACCUCUAGAAACAGGGCCACAGCCUAACUUGGGUGGAGGCAGGUGGUUGAGUACAUCAAGUCUGUUUCAGAAUCGUAGGAGAGGUUGGACUAAAGGGUCUCUCUCACUGGAUGCCUCUGUGGAGCAUGAUGGAUACUUUAGUGCAGAAGAGCAGGUGACCUCUGACCCAGAAGAAGAGAAGGAAAAUAAAAUGUGUGCAGAUGAGCUGCAAUCUGUGAGGAUAGAGGAAGAGAUCCAGUGUUCUGAAGAGACGGAGGAUCCUGAGAAAUGAGAGUUGAGUGUGGAUGUGUGCACAAUGCCAUCAGUGUACAGCACAUACAGUAGAUUUAAUGCAUAACUCUUUAAAGAGGGGGAAAAACAUUUAACUUUGAAAUUUUGCAUACUCUUAAAAAUAAAGGUUCCUAGUAGAACCAAAGAGGUUUAGAAUACAUGAAGAAAGCUGUCCAUUCGCAUUCACUUUAAUCUCAAUGUCAGUGUGACCAAAAAAAAAAAAAAAAACUAGAGGGUUCUUUGCAAGAAGCUUUAUUUUUAAGAGUGAGGUCUUAGAAUGUCCCAAAAUAAUGCAUUGCACAGAGACACCAGAGCCAGCUCUUUACACACGGUCUCAUCAUAGUAUGCUGAGAUACAUGUUUCAUAUCCCUUAACACAUUGUUAUUUCUGUCCCAGUAUUAUGUCCAUAUUGAGAUAUGGCAUGUCUGUUGUCAAGUCCUGUGAUUUCCAAUGUGAACGCAUAUAAAAUACAAUUGUGUUCUGUAAAAUGCAGGAAACUAGUACCUAUGUGUAAAACAAGCAUAUUAUAUAUGCAGAUGUUGUUUCUCAAAGUGACUGUGAUCACCCUGUACCAUUUGUAUGUAAAAUAUGUUAACAAAUCAAUAUUGUUUUAUAUAUAAUACAUGCAUAUAAAAUAAAGCCAUAGUUGACUGAC
Carassius gibelio (silver crucian carp) is the source of this 4099-nucleotide messenger RNA. RefSeq names its product guanine nucleotide exchange factor DBS-like. Bases 167 to 3445 code for a protein of 1092 amino acids. Gene Ontology annotation, biological process: positive regulation of Rho protein signal transduction; intracellular signal transduction. NCBI's taxonomy places the organism in Eukaryota, Metazoa, Chordata, Actinopteri, Cypriniformes, Cyprinidae. The record is from RefSeq and is a predicted model, not a curated record. The transcript has 30 exons. Gene Ontology annotation, molecular function: guanyl-nucleotide exchange factor activity. Gene Ontology annotation, cellular component: cytoplasm; extrinsic component of membrane.